This is a messenger RNA of Selaginella moellendorffii, 1177 nucleotides long. Its product is annotated as probable protein phosphatase 2C 26. The transcript has 11 exons. Bases 89 to 1141 code for a protein of 350 amino acids. Lineage: Eukaryota; Viridiplantae; Streptophyta; Lycopodiopsida; Selaginellales; Selaginellaceae. The record is from RefSeq and is a predicted model, not a curated record.
UUUUAUCAAAGUUUUCUUUUCUGUUUCCAAGUUUUUUACCGAGUUUUUGUUGCUGAUAGCGAUUUUGUUUGUAAGGUUGUCCGGUGCUAUGGCUUUCAGCCUGUGCAACCGGCUUCCUUGUGCUGACGGGGUGAGGUGGUAUUGCAGGAGAGAUGAUCACAGCUCAACCAGGCCUGUGCGAAUUGCCUCUGCUAUUGCUGGUUCCGUGACGAACAGUGUCGAGCAACAAGGAAGAGGCUUCCGGUUUCAGCUUUCAAUUGGUGCUAAAGUCAUUCCUCAUCCUGACAAGGUGGAGAAAGGAGGAGAGGAUGCAUUUUUCAUCAGUGACUUCGAUGGUGGUGUGUUCGGUAUCGCAGAUGGUGUUUCUGGAUGGGCCGAGGAGAAUGUCGACCCUGCAUUAUUUUCGAAAGAGCUGGUCAAUCACUUGGCAGAAAGUGUAACUUCGGAAGAGGUUCCAGGCGACCCAAAGGUGCUCCUUGGCAAAGCACACGCCGCAACGUCGUCAAAGGGAGCUGCUACAGCCAUUGUAGCUACUCUGUUAGGAGCAGAAGGCCUCCUGAGAGUUGCGAGCGUUGGGGAUUGUGGCCUGAGACUUGUGCGUGAUGGAAAGGUAGUGUUCGCAACCUCUCCUCAACAGCACUACUUCGAUUGCCCGUACCAGUUCUCGUCCGAAGUUGGAGGCCAAACGGCCGAAGAUUCUGCGGUCCAUGAAAUAACAAUCGUGGCCGGGGACGUUGUUGUGAUGGGAUCUGAUGGUCUCUUUGAUAAUGUUUUCGAUCGCGACAUAGCGGCAACAGUGACUUUGUUCCAAGUCACGGAUGUAGAAUCAGCUGAAAGAACGGCGACAGCGCUAGCCACCAUGGCGAAUAGGAAUUCGAGGGAUCCCAAGUAUGAAUCCCCUUACAGCACCGAGGCUAUAUAUCAGGGCUUUGACGUGCCAAUAUGGCGCAAGCUUCUCGGUGAAAAACUUACAGGUGGAAAGCUAGAUGAUAUAACGGUUCUCGUGGGAGCGGUGGCAGUGACCGAGAUUGUAGAGGUGGAGGGCGAAAAGGACGAGCAAUCCCAAAGCUCUUUCCAAAAAUCGGAAACUCACGACGGCAGCAGCUCGGAAGAAGCUGUUGUUACAAACGAAGGAAUUUAAUUCUUCUUGUUUCAUAUACUACAUUUCUUGGCUUUA